AUCGAAGGAAUUAAUUUCAACCGUAUUUCCUCUCUGUAGUGUUCCUUCAUUCCUUUCCUUUCCUUUCAUCAACAACAAAACAAAUCUCUUACAUACUAUCAUGGCUUCUGCUUCUGCUUCUGCUGCUGCUGUUUCCACUUCCUUCCUUCUCACCAAAUCCGCAUCAUCUUCAUCCAUGAAUCACUCUCAUUUGAAGAUCAAACCACCCACCUUGUUUCCCAAUCGGAGGAGAAUGCUUCUUUCUUCUUCUUCUUCAACCACUAGGCCUUUCAUUGUGAGAGCUGCUUAUAGUGAUGGUGGAAGGCCCAACAGUGCUAGCGUCUUUGUUGGUGGCUUUAUCUUGGGAGGAUUGGUCGUUGGAGCUCUUGGCUGUGUGUAUGCACCUCAGAUCAGCAAUGCUUUAACUGGAACUGAAAGGAAGGAGUUGAUGAGAAAACUGCCAAAGUUCAUAUAUGAUGAAGAAAAGGCUUUAGAGAAAACACGGAAAGUACUGGCUAAUAAGAUUGAACAGUUGAACUCGGCUAUAGAUGAAAUUUCUUCUCAGCUUCGGUCAGGGGAUACCCCAAAUGGGGUAGCUGUGAACUCUGAUGAAGUUGAAGCUGCCACAUGAGACCGUUGCUGUGAUCGCCAUUACACUGUUCGAUGAAAACAUCGUUGGUACAAAUUCCAUUUUGAAUUUCUUGUAAUAUCUUUGCAUUUCAUCAUAUAGUAAUAAACAAAGUUGAUGACAGCCUCCACUUAGGUAAAUUUGUCAUUUCGAUGGGAGGUUUCUUGUGCUCUAUUUAUGUCAGCAUUUUUUUCCUUUUUAGUGAAAGAAUAUGGAUAUAUCUAUUAGUUAACUGUUUAUGGUCUGCAUCUUUUUAAUAAUCAGCACUCAGUUGCUUAGACAGUGAACAAUAUCACUUUGGAUUCUCCAUAA
Molecule: messenger RNA, 919 nt
Organism: Medicago truncatula (barrel medic)
Lineage: Eukaryota; Viridiplantae; Streptophyta; Magnoliopsida; Fabales; Fabaceae
Exons: 5
Coding region: 101-610 (169 amino acids)
Cellular component (GO): chloroplast thylakoid membrane; chloroplast inner membrane
Source: RefSeq, a predicted model, not a curated record